UAUUAGCGGGACAGUCAAUCUUCGUUACAUUUUCUCCUGGCCAGGAAUAUUAUUCGUUGUAACCAGUGAAUCCCUUCGAUCCUCAAAAAUCCAAAUAAAACAUCAAAUAAAUAUCAGAAAUGGCUGUUCACGUUCUGUCAAGCCACCUUAACCAAUAUUUCUCAGUUCGAUGAGGUAUCGAUGGAGUGAUUGGACCUGGGGAUUAAUACCUGGAUGACGUUUCAGUGGAGAUUAUUGUUGGCACGUGCCAUUCGAGAAAUGGUGUACACGAGGGACUCUAGGUCAUUGAGGUUAGGAUUUUCCACGAUGCUCCACAAAGGCCCCCGCCCUCUGGUGCUCUGUGGGCCCUCUGGAAGCGGAAAGAGCACCCUGAUUAAACGAAUGUUCGAGGAGUUCCCGGAGACCUUUGGAUUCUCCAUCUCUCACACCACCAGGCAGCCCAGGGCUGGAGAAGAGCACGGAAAGCACUACUAUUUCACGGCCAAAGAGAAAAUGCAGGACCAGAUAGACAGGGGAGAGUUCAUCGAAAAUGCAGAGUUCAGUAAUAACAUGUAUGGCACCAGUAAAAAGGCUGUCGAGGAUGUCAUUGCUGCUGGAAAAAUUUGUGUUCUGGAUAUCGAAAUUCAGGGGGUCAAGCAGAUCAAGAACACCUCGUUGAAUCCUCUCCUGGUGUUCAUCAAACCUCCGUCCAUGGAAGAACUCGAGAAACGUCUGUUGGCGAGAAAAACUGAGACAGACGAGUCCUUGAAACGAAGACUGGCUAUUGCCGGAGAAGAAAUCAAAUUUGGUGAAGAACCUGGCAAUUUUCAUCGCAUAAUCGUCAACGAUGACGUCGACAAGGCGUACGCCGAAUUGCGGGAGUUUAUCCUCGAGGAAGUGAAACGAUUUGGUAAGAAUGGAAGUUAGAACCACUGCAUGACGCUGGGAAUCAUUGAAGCAUUUAUUUCAAGCGUUUACAGAAAUUUUUAGUUGUAGACUUGAGUCCGGAGAAUCAUGAAACUAUUUAAAAGAGACAGCAGAAUUUUUGAGAUAAUUUAAUUUAAGGAUUAAACUUGUUCAGAUUAUUUUAUUUUCGUAUAAUUUUUGGUUUAGAUCUUGGGGGUGAGAAUUUCGCAUAUUGUAUGUAUUCUUAUUGUUCUUGAUUAAAUAUUCAUUUAUAUUGAAAAUUUUUACUCCAGUUUUUUUUUCUGGAUUCCGUGACGCAGGGUAGAGCAAUCUAAUUAAUUCAGUUCGUCGUGUUAGAGGGUAAAACUGAGAUUAUUCACCAAAUAAAGUUGUGUUCCAAUAGAUAUAGGUUCGAUGAUAAGUAAUUGCAUUAAGAGUAUUUAAAUCAUUGAAAACAUUUUUUUUUUUGGGGAAAUUCCGAACCCUGUCGAUUUUUAUUCUGUUUUUUUAUCCAUAAAAAAAUAGUUUGUCUAUCAAUUCAAAUUGGAUACGAUGCAGAUGAUUUUUUUUUACUUGAAAUUCGAUUUCUUUUUACUGAAAUGAGAAUACGAAAUUUUCAACUGAAACAAAUAAUAUUUAGAGUCCAAUGCCCCGAUUGAUUGCCUUUUGGAAUUAUUUCAACGAUUGAUGUAGUGUUAAUAGAUUAUUAAUUAGUGGAUUAAGGGAAGGCCUCGGUUUUCAACCCGAAAUCUCAAUUUCCCUAGGUAUUGAACACUGGGUGUAAAUAGAGCGCGUGAAUUAGUACCUUAAAUUAUAUGAAUUCAUAAUUAAAUUCAACGAGGCCUCCUGUAGAGAAAUUAAUAUAAAUUAUGUAUAGAGUGUAAAGUGUUUUAUUGUUAAUCUUGAAUUAAUGUAAGAAAAAUGUUCAACGAGUUGAAUGUAAUAAACAAUUAUUCGGAA
Molecule: messenger RNA, 1845 nt
Organism: Fopius arisanus
Lineage: Eukaryota; Metazoa; Arthropoda; Insecta; Hymenoptera; Braconidae
Product: guanylate kinase
Exons: 4
Coding region: 214-906 (230 amino acids)
Biological process (GO): purine nucleotide metabolic process
Cellular component (GO): cytosol
Molecular function (GO): GMP kinase activity
Source: RefSeq, a predicted model, not a curated record